Messenger RNA from Acanthochromis polyacanthus (spiny chromis), 5240 nucleotides. RefSeq names its product COMM domain containing 2 (gene commd2). Bases 162 to 773 code for a protein of 203 amino acids. The transcript has 6 exons. NCBI's taxonomy places the organism in Eukaryota, Metazoa, Chordata, Actinopteri, Pomacentridae. The record is from RefSeq and is a predicted model, not a curated record.
AGAAGAAGAAGAAGAAUCCGACAUGGACUGAACUUUGGAUCCAGAGGAGGGCAGUAAUGCGGUGAAAACAAUGGCUGCAGAGAGACCUCAGAAAAGAAGAACUCCGCUGGUUUUCCGGGUUGACGUCUGUCUGCUCCUAAGAGGGAGUUCUGCUGUUCAGGAUGCUGCUGGUUCUGUCUGAAGAACAUAAAUUACACCUGGCCUUCUUACCGAAGGUAGACACUAAAGUGGUUGGAGAAUUUGGUCGUAUCACAAUGGAGUUCCUACGGAGAGGAACUAGCCCUAAGAUAUAUGAGGGAGCAGCCAGAAAACUGUGUGUUCCAGUCGAAAUAGUACAGCAUGGAGUGGAAGGCCUGAUGUUUCUGAUGUUAGAGAGCUCCAAACACAUGCUCACUGAAGUGGAUUUCUUGGACUCAGUCUUGGUGUUGGGGUUUGAUGAAGAGCUUAACCAGAUCCUCUUACAGCUCUACCUGAAGCACCGCAGUCAGAUCCGCAGUAUCCUGAGUCAUCUGCCUUCCAGUCUGCCUUCCUAUCACAACCUGGAAUGGAGACUAGAUGUACAGUUGGCGAGUCGUUCGUGCUGUCAGCAGGUGAUUCCUAUGCUGACAAUGCGUCUGCUCCUGACAAGAGGUUAUGACAGCCACAGUGAUUACAGCAGCAGAGUCCUUCAAACUGAUCCCAGCACCCUCCUGUAUCUCAUCUCCACACUGGAAGAAGCUUUGGCUGCCAUUAAAACAAGCCAUGCUCGCCGCAUAUUGCGCAACAUUAAAUAAUCCUCCCAGAUUGUAAUUUCCAUGUGACAUGUUCCUCCUGCCAUCUGCAAAACCACACAUUGCUGCCUUUAUACAUGGAAAGCACUUUUCUGUGUUUUUCAGUGUGGUGUGCAGUGCAGAUUUUUUUUGUUUGUUUUUUUUCAUUCUGUUCUGAAUGUUAACAUUUCUUAUUAUCUCGAGUCAGAUUGUUUGCCAAAUUGUAUUGACUAUUAUAUGCAGUGUUUCUGCAGUGAUUUUGAUAUUGCAUUAAAGUGUAACACUAUAAUAAUUCCAAUGCCAUUUUUAUGGUUUGUCAAAGCCAUGCGAAGGCACAGAUUCAUGGGUUUGUAGAUGACACCUGAAGUUUAGAACCUGCACUAACUAUGGAUGUGGAGCACAGGACUGCACUGUGGAAGGACCACUUCAUUUUCUGAUGCAGAUGGGCUGGACUGUCUUUCACAGCAUGCUAACACGAUUUUUAUCUGGGUUUUAAAUAUGUCACUAUUGUCCUCCACCCCUAAAUACAUCCCAGCUUCCCCUAUCAGAUAUCAGAUACCGGUUUAUACACCCCCCUGUCAAAAGUUGUAGGACACUUUCUCAUUCAAAUAAAUUAGAACCUGUCCUAAAACUUUUGACAGGGGGUGUAAAUAGAGAGGAUGAUUGUUCAGUGAACAUAGUGGAAAGCAUUCUUCGAACAACCACAUUAUUAUAGUUUCUCUCCACCAGGGUGAAAAUCCCAUUUCAUUUUUGGGAGGGACAAUAAACAGUAAAAUUUCAGAGAGUAAUUCCUGGGGAGGACAUGAAAAAAUUGCUCUCUCUCUCUCCUGCUCCUUUGGAACUUGCCUUGCAGGGUUGAGCUCUCGGCAUGUUAUUAAAAGUAAUAAUAGCAGUUACAGCAUUGUUCUGUUUUAGUGCAUAUUCUACCUGCAUACGGGUUUUUCUAUGUUCAACCAGCAAAAUCAACAAUGUUAUUAGAUGGAAGGUGGAAAUGAUACACUUUUAUGACCACACUAAACUCAAAUAAAGCUAAUAUGCAUAAUUAUCCAAGAUUUAUUUCCCCAAAGAAGCUGAAAAAGUUUUGUGACAAGUUUUUUUAACAAUCAAAACUGAACAAUCUUUGACUUUAAAAGAAAUCAGAUAUCUGUCAAACUGAACAUCUAGUGAUAAGUCAUGGUGAUAACUACUGGACUAACUACUAGCCUACAAAAAAUAAUAAAAAUCUUCAAAAUCUGAAUAUCUCUAUAGAAACAAAUCUAAUGUCAGUAAAAUAUAAAUUGGGCUUAUAUCUGACAUUAAUAUCCUGACAGAUGUUUUUGAAAAUCCUCUUGUCUGUAUUUUCUCCCCUCUUUUCGCUCAUCUAUUUUCCUAAAUUUUGCUCCUUUGUCUUGUUUUUGCAUUCUGAAGCUCUACUUUCAAUAUGGUUAUAGUCCACCAGCGUGAAAUGCGAAUACUUGUAGUCUUUCCCCUGGUCUUAAGAUUUUGUUCUGGAGUGUAUUUGGUUAAAUAUCUCCUGCCCAUUCUCGACUCAACUAUGCAGUUUACGCGGCCGACCACAAGCUUCUUGUUGUAUCUGUGACUAUUCCUCUCGACAAAGUUGGUGACAUAGACUUGUUUCUCCAUUACGGUCCACAUAUUCUUAUUGUAAGGACUUUGGGAAGGCUAGUCUAAAACCUUAUUUCUAGCCUGAUUAAGCCAUUUCUUUACCACCUUGAAUCAUAGACAUAGUUGGAUCCGAUGGCGGGGAAGACUGCCGGACAGACCUGGUAAACCCAAACGUGUAGUGCGGGUGAACUGGGAACAACUGGCGGAGGACCCUGUCCGUAGGGUUUUCAACUCCCAUCUCCGGAAGAGUUUCUCCUGCAUCCCGGGGGAGGUUGGGGACAUGGAUUCUGAGUGGUCCAUGUUCAAAGCCUCCAUUGCAGAAGCAGCUGUUAGGAGCUGUGGUCUGAAGGUCACUGGUGCCUGUCGCGGCAGCAAUCCAAGGACCCGCUGGUGGACACCAGUGGUGAGGGAGGCCGUCAGGCUGAAAAAGGAGACUUUUCGAGCCUGGUUGGCUCGGGGGUCUCUUGAAGCAGCUGACAGGUACCGGCUGGCCAAAAGGGCGGCAGCUGCGGCAGUUGUGGAAGCUAAAACUCGGGUGUGGGAGGAGUUCGGGGAGGCCAUGGAGAAGGACUUUCGGUCGACCUCGGAGGAAGUUCUGGCAAACCAUUCGACGCCUCAGGAAGGGGAGGCAGGGCUUCGCUCAGGCUGUGUAUGGUCGGGGUGGAGAACUGCUGACCCGUACUAGGGAUAUCGUCGGGCGGUGGAAAGAGCACUUCGAGGAACUCCUGAACCCGGUAAACAUGUCCUCUAUGGAGGAGGCAGAGCCUGAAGACUCGGGGGUAUCUGCGUCCAUAUCCGUGGCAGAGGUCGCCGAGGUAGUUAAAAAGCUCCUCGGUGGCAAGGCGCCAGGUGUGGACGAGAUUCGCCCUGAGAUGCUGAAGGCUCUGGACAUUGUUGGACUGUCUUGGUUGACACGUCUAUACAAUGUCGCGUGGGCAUCGGGUACAGUACCUGGGGAGUGGCAGACCGGGGUGGUGGUCCCUAUUUUUUAAAAAGGGGGAUCGGAGAGUGUGUGCCAACUACCGUGGUAUCACACUUCUCAGCCUCCCCGGGAAAGUUUACUCCAGGGUGCUGGAAGGGAGGAUUCGGCCGAUAGUCGAACUUCGGAUUCAGGAGGAGCAAUGCGGAUUCCGUCCCGGUCGUGGAACAGCGGACCAGCUCUUUACCCUUGCGGAGCUGCUGAGGGGGUCAUGGGAGUAUGACCUGCCAGUCUACAUGUGUUUCGUAGAUCUGGAGAAGGCGUACGACCGUGUCCCCCGAGGGGCUUUGUGGGGGGCACUGCGGGAGUAUGGGGUCCGAGGCUCGUUGUUACGGGCCGUUCGGUCCCUAUACAACCAAAGUGAGAGCUGUGUCCACAUACUCGGCAUUAAGUCAGACACGUUUCCGGUGGGUGUUGGACUCCGCCAGGGCUGCCCCUUGUCUCUAAUCCUGUUUGUGGUUUUCAUGGACAGGAUUUCAAGACGCAGUCGUGGUGGGGAGGGUUUUCGGUUUGGGAGCCUCAGGAUCGCUUCUCUGCUUUUUGCGGAUGAUGUGGUUUUGUUGGCAUCCUCAGACCGUGACCUCUGGCACGCACUGGAGCGGUUUGCAGCCGAGUGUGAAGCGGCAGGGAUGCGGAUCAGCACCUCCAAGUCCGAGGCCAUGGUUCUCUGCUGGAAACCGGUGGAGUGCUUCCUCCGGGUUGGGGGGGAGUUGCUUCCCCAAGCGAAGGAGUUUAAGUAUCUCGGGAUCUUGUUCACGAGUGAUGGGAAAAUGGAGCGUGAGAUGGACAGGCGGAUUGGUGCGGCGUCAGCAGUAAUGCGGGCGUUGUACCGAACCGUCGUGGUGAAGAGGGAGCUGAGCCGUAAGGCGAAGCUCUCGAUUUACCAGUCCAUCUAUGUUCCAACCCUCACCUAUGGUCAUGAGCUUUGGGUAGUGACCGAAAGAACAAGAUCGCGGAUACAAGCGGCCGAAAUGAGCUUCCUCCGUAGGGUGGCUGGGCUCAGCCUUAGAGAUAGGGUGAGGAGCUCAGACAUCCGGAGGGAGCUCGGAGUAGAGCCGCUGCUCCUUCGCAUCGAAAGGAGCCAGUUGAGGUGGUUUGGCCACCUGAUUCGGAUGCCUCCAGGGAGACUUCCUCUGGAGGUUUUCCGAGCACGUCCGUCUGGGAGGAGACCCCGGGGCAGACCCAGAACUCGCUGGAGAGAUUAUAUAUCUCGUCUGGCCUGGGAACGCCUCGGGAUCCCCCAGGAAGAGCUGGAAAGCGUCGCCGGGGGGAGGGACGUCUGGAACGACCUGCUUCGCCUGCUGCCCCCGCGACCUGGCCCCGGAUAAGCGGAGGAAAAUGGAUGGAUGGAUGGAUCAUAGACAUAUUCAGUCUAUGCUUUGAAUGUGUAUUCAGGGUUGUUGUCUUCUUUACAUACCCAGCAGCAUUCAAGACCAAACUGGAUGAUGAUUUUAGGUUUUCCUGAAGGUUAUGGAGACAAUCCUCCUUCUUUAUCAUUCCAUUUACUUUCUGUGAAACACCAGUUCCAGUGGCACCAGAAUGUCCCUCAGCAGCAGGUGGUAGCUUGUGUCUUCUUCCUAAACAUGGUUGUGACACACAGUACCGUGCACUUUAUAUUUACAAACAGUUGUUUUCACAGAUGAUUUAGGGAUCUGUAGCUACUUUGAAAUGGUUCCAAGUUACUUUUUCCGACUUGUUCCAGUCUGUGAUUUGCUUUUUCGUAUCUGUUUUGAGCUCCUCAGAGUCAGACUUUCUCAUUGUAGUGCUCAUAGGAAAUCCAAAAGCAACUUUGAAUUGUUGGGUUCUCUGGUAUUUGUAAUUGUUAAGGUCUGUACCCUACUAUGUUGUGCUGUGAGAUGACGUAUGUUGUGAAUCUGCGCUAUGUAAAUAAAUCUGAAUUGAAAGAG